AUGUCGACUCCUUCGGCUAAGGCUGUACCAACAGGUGGUAAAGCAAAAACUACCACAACAACUACCACUGUUGUUAAAACGACAACUACAAAAACGACACAACCGGCUAGCAAACUUGGUGCUGGAGCAAAAGUAACAAAAGCUAGAACAACAGCUAGUGGCAAGAAGGUAAUCAAUUCCCAUUCAAAUCGAGCAUUAAAUAAUAAUGGUCUUAUGCGAUUUUCACGCGGUCGAAUGUUCCAUCGACGUGCAUUAUAUCGUAUAAAUAAAUGGAAAGGUGAUCAAGCUAAAUUACAAGGAGAUAAAACUAAAAAAACAGCUGGAAGUAUUCAAAAGAAAAAACGUUCACCAGCACUUAAAAAGAAACCAGUUGGUGGUGAUCGAAAUGGUAAAGAACGAUUUGUACGAACAAAACGACUUCCUCGUUUUUAUCCAACUGAAGAACGACCAAAGAAAUUUAGUGUUAAACGAAAAAGAUUCGGUGAUCAUCCACGUCGUUUUCGAUCAACAGUUGCACCUGGCACGGUUGUUAUUCUUGUAGCUGGUAAACAUGCAGGAAAACGCGCUGUUGUUGUUAAACAUUUAUCAUCUGGUCUUUUAUUAGUCACCGGUCCACAUAAAUUAAAUGGUGUACCAUUACGUCGUGUAAAUCAAAUCUAUGUCAUCGGAACAAGUACAAAACUUGAUUUAUCAUCAGUUAAAGUCGAUAAUUUAGAUGAUAAAUUCUUUAAACGCGUUCGUCAAGCUAAGAAAAAUGCUGAAAAAGACAUCUUUGAUUCAAAGAAAGAGAAAACACAACUUAGUGAUGAACGUCGUCAAGCACAACGUACUGUUGAUUCAGGCAUUCUUAGUGCCAUUAAAGCUAAUGCCGAUUCACGUAUUCUUCGUAAAUAUCUUAAAAGUCGUUUUCAACUUUGGAACGGUGUUUUACCACAUAAGUUGAGAUUUUAA
Messenger RNA from Adineta steineri, 951 nucleotides. The record is from the annotation of a GenBank genome assembly. NCBI's taxonomy places the organism in Eukaryota, Metazoa, Rotifera, Eurotatoria, Adinetida, Adinetidae.